UCUGCGGCACCAAAGUAAAAAAUUAAGCGGAAGUCCCGCCCGGCGCGAUUUCGUCUGUUGCCGUCCGUCCGAGCGUCGGUCCGGCCGCGCUCGUUGGCUGGUCGUGCCGUUGUUUUAUUGGGGCUUUGCGUUACCGCGGCAGGUAAGAGCGGUUCUGCUCACUUCAGUUCCACUCGGCCCGUUAAGGUCCUCAUGUCUUGCAAAAUCUCGUCACGCCGCUGGGCGGGAGCACGGAGGGAACGCUCAGUGCAUCCGAGGGGCGGUGCUUGACCAACCGAACGCCGCUCAGCCGAACCGAAGCAAACAGAACCCAAUAGAACAAAGCACCCUUUAUGUCCCCCUGCGUUGGGCAAACUUGGAGUUUAUGUCCUAUUUCCGGUCACUUGGCGGGCGCGUUUUAAGCCAUCGCAACCGAAGACCGAAGAAGAAAGACAAAAAGACAUCAGUAUAGACGAGGAGGGGCGCGGCAGUGACCCCUGCAGCCGCCGCCACACAUUACAGCAACAUGGACAUGGAGUUGUUUAUGGAGUGUGAAGAGGAGGAGCUGGAACCGUGGCAGCAGGUGGACGAUGGCGUGGACGAAGACGAUAAUGACGACAACAUGGGCACUUGUGAGCCAGCUUCUUUGUUGUUGUCGUCAUCACUGAAGCCGACAGCUGCGCCGCCACCUCCUGCCUCCUGUGCCAUCCCGGUGUUGUCUCAGACCCCGCCCUUCAUCCUGACACAGACCAGUGGGGGGGCACACCUCCUCCUCACCACCCAGGCAUUGCCGCUGCCAUCACCUGGACCCUCGCUUAUUGUCAACCUACCACAGAUACCCUCACCUGUGGUCCGGCCCGCCCUGGGAGUAUCCUCUACCUUCCCUCGUGGCCUCAUCCUCUCAGGAGCUCCCGUCCAGCUGAACCUCCACGCCAGCAAGGGCCACCAAGCUGCUGGCUCGGCGUUCGACUCGAGCGUGGCGCCAACCAAGGUGGUCUUAAGCGUGGACGAGUUCUACUAUGGGACGGCCGGGGACGAUCAGCCUCUGAGGAGGAAGUACCCGCAGGUGACCGAGGCUGACGCUUUCAACUGCAGCAUUUGUGAGCGCGCAAUUAGCGACAACCUCAGGUUGGUCCAGCACACGCUUCAGCACUCGCCGCUGAUAAGAGGAGGCGACGACCAGAAGAUGUGCGCCUUUUGCUUCCGCCAGUUUUCGAGCGGCGCUCAUCUCCAGGGCCAUCGCGAGCGGGUUCACGGCCCCUCCCCCUCCUCCUGCACGUGCCGUAUCUGCGAGUGGGCCUUUGACAGUGAGCCGACCUUCCUCAACCACAUGAAGACCAAUCACAAGCCGGGAGAGAUGCCCUACGUCUGUCAGGUGUGCUUCUACCGCUCGUCCUUUUACUCGGACGUCCUGCAACACUUUGCCAGUAUCCACAAAGAAUCGCGCUACCUGCUGUGUGUUUUUUGCCUCAAAGUCAGCCGGAACGUUGCCAGCUAUCAGAAGCACGUCCUGCAUCACCAGGCAGGCCAGGCUUUCCACUGCAGCAGGUGUCGCCUGCAGUUCGCCUUCCUUGCUGACAAAAAGCGCCACAAGCUGGAGCGCCACCGCAGCGUCCGCAGACCCGCCAAGCUGGAGGGGCUACCGCUGGGUACAAAGGUGACCAUUCGCAUGUACGGCAAGAGAAAAGUUCCCGUGGUGUCGGUCAGGGGCGGGGCCCGGCUCCUGCAGGACCCGUCUUGCCUCAUCCAGCCAAUCAAGAUCAAGACGGAGCUACAGAGCGCUUCCGCCAUCGGGAGCCCACCGCCGACCGACCCCCCGCUUUCGCCCCCCGCAGGGUCGACGAACGGCAGGUUGUGGUGUUUAGAGUGCGGCGGUGACGUGCAAGACAUGGCGGCCCACUACCCAACGCAUGUACGCUGCCUGCUGUGCGCUUUCGGCAGCUGCUGCUCUCGUGCGUAUGCCACCCACAUGAUCCACCACCAUGUGCCGCGCACCAAAGACCAGCUUCUUCCCGCGCAUCGGCGGCCGCCGCCCUGUCACUUCUUCUUGGUCUGUUCCCGCUGUGACUUUGCGUCAGUGUCUGGGGACGAGAUGGCCGAACACCUGGUGGCCAACCCGGAGCACGGCAGCGCCACGUGUCGCUCCAGAGCGUAUAUCGAGCCGGACAUCCAGCUGUGUUCUGACGAAGAGAUGCCACGCGUGCUUAAGGGGGACGAAACCGUUUGCAACCAUGAUUGGAGGUCGGCCGACAGUUGGAUACGGCCCGAGGAGGACCCGGACGCCAAGACCCGCAUUGCGCCGUUCACUCAGCCCUGUGGGCCUCGCCAGCCGCCGCUGAAGAACGGCGACGCUGUGGAUUUCUUCGACCUGCUGUUCCCUGCGGCGCUAGUGGAAUUGAUCACCACAGAGACCAAUGCCCACGCCAAGACGUGCCGCUACCUGGGCUCGGGCUGCCGGGACUGGGUUCCAGUCAACCCCCAAGAAAUCAAAGGUUUCCUGGGUCUGUGCAUCCUGAUGGGCGUUCAGAACUUUCCAGAGCCGUCUCAGUACUGGUCGUGGAACGAGCACGACAACGGCCCCACCUUCCAGCGCACCAUGAGCCUGGAACGUUUCAAGCAACUGGCCUCCAACAUCCGCAUGGGAAGCUUCAGCGCAGACGAAUUAAUGCACGGCCGCAAAGCCGACGACCCGCUACGCGUUUUUAGGCGCAUGCUGGACAUCCUGAGCGAUGCCAUGUGGGACGCCUACUGUCCCAACUGCUGCUUGAGCGUAGACAGAGCUCUGCUUCCCGGUCUGGAGGGGGACCUGGAAUCGGGGAGCUCCAAGGGGCAGCCACAGGUAUGGCUGCUGUGCGACUCCAAGUCCGGCUACUGCCAUCGCCUCUUCAUCGAGACCGGUGAUAAGGCGAGCCGGGAGGCGGGCUCAGAUGUCGUGCAAGAGCUGGUCAAGGGUCUGGAGAACAAACACCACCAGAUCUACUUGGCCAACUCGCUCACGUCCGUCCCUCUGGUGCAGAAUCUUCUGGAGCGGGGCAUCUACACCUCCAGUUCCUUCCCACCUCCCAGUCCCAUCCUGCCGGCGGGAGUUUGGGAGGACGGCCGGCUGGACAAACCCGGGGACUUCCUGCAAAGGCAAUUGGGUCCCGUGCUGGCUACGCGCUGGAGGGACACCAAAGAGAUGGGCUGCCUGUCCACAAACGCCCAGGUGGGGGAAGCGGACACGGUGUGGAGGCGCUCCCAGACCAAGGUGGGGAGCUUGGAUCCCAUAAAGCGGCCCAUGGCCUUCCGACUUCUGCAAGAGAACAUGCGAGGGGUGGACAUCUGCAAGCAGCUGCUGGCCUGCAAUCCGCUGGGUGGAAUCCUGCAGGACCGCCACUGGCGUACGCUCUUCUGGUUCCUGGUCAACCUGAGCGUGGUCAACGCCUUCAUCGUCCUCCGCGAGAGCCGCAAGGACAACCCGCCAGCAUGGGUGCGAGACGGCCUCUUCACGCAAGUCAACUUCCGCAGGCGUCUGGGUGUCCAGCUGGCUGAGUGUGCCCACAAGGCCUCGAAUGGGAGCGCCGGGCUCAAGCAGCCCAAAGUGGAGAGGGGCGACCCAAGCGUCCAACGCCGGCACCGGAUGGGCAAAAUUGGGGGCUCGUCGAAGUGGUGCCAACACUGCAACGGAACCAAGGACGUUGGCUGGGGCUGCAUGGCGUGCGGGGUGGGACUAUGCAAAGACCCGCGAUGCUUCUGGGAGUUCCACGGACUGUCGCCUCUAAACAAAGGCCCGACGGAAGUUGGGUUCCUCGACAGCGUCCGAAGCGGGGAGGCGGAGUCUGACAAUCUCCUAGACCAUAUGGCCCCACUUGAGGACUUGGACUUCUCUGAAGACGAGGGCGCAGACAAGCCUGAGGAAAGCCAACGUAUAAAAGAGGAGCCGCCUUCACCGCCUUCCUCGGCUCAUCCGGCAAAUAUCAGCAGCCAAUCAGCUGCCCCCGCCCCCAAAGAACGAGUAGACUUCCUAUCAGCCCACCAGCUGAGGGUAGCACUGCUGGCUUUGUGCAGCGGAGUGCGGCAGGCUUCCGCGGUGUUUGCCACCGAGCCUCAGCUCAUCCGGUUCUGGCUGAAAGAAGCCAGUAACCAUCUGAAACAAAAGAACCGGGAAGAAGUUGAGGUGCAGGUCCAGGGGGAUGGCGAGGCCCGCCUGGUGGCCUGGGUACUGAGCCAGCGUGAGCAGCAGCUUCCCGUCAGUGAAAGUGUAUUUUUUCACAAAGCGGCCGCCCUCAACAAGAACGGCGCCUUGGGUGACACCUUCCAAAUGUCGUACGACUGGGCCGUGCUCUUCAUGCUUCGAUACCGACUUGGCACGACACUGCCCGGCGGCAGCAAGCGAGCGCCGGCUCGCCAACUGCCGCUGGCUCUGCAAGCUAACGUUCAGUCCUUCAAGGAGUUUACUCAUAGAGUGAUACGGGUUCACCACCUUCCCGAAAAUGCAGUCGCCGUGAUGGAUGAGUUGUGCUUCUUUGUGGAUCACAGGAGCUUUCAGGACCGGCGGCUGCACGCCGAGGCUUUGCAAUUCACAGGCUCAGUACCACUGGUCACCGUGUGUCUGUCGGCACUGGCUGACGGAACGAUGCUUCCCGCCUUGGUGCUAACCAACCGAGAGCUGACGGGUGAGAUGCUGCCAGACUUUGUUGUGCUUGAAGUCACUUCGCAGAACCCAUACGCUGCGGAGGCUUUCAAGGUCUGGACUCAAAGGAUUUGGCUUCAAUAUCUUUCUGGGCCAGUUCAGCACAGGAAGUCCAUGUUGGUGUUGGACCAGCAUCACAACCACGUGGGAGACAUUUCCCUCAACCAGCUGAGCACCUCGGGCACUCUUCCGGCCGUGAUCCCCGAAGGUUGUUCCUUCCUCCUGCAGCCUCUGGACCUCUGCGUAAAACCGGCUCUAGAGCGUUUCCUCCGGGCCCGUUGGACCAAGUUCUGCACUGACCACCAGAAUGAGCCCGAACUACCUGCGCCGGGAAAACUGCACGACACUGCCGUUCAAAUGCUGGUCCGUUGGACGACCGAAGCCUUGACGCUCCUUAAAGACCUCCGUCAGCCAUGGAGGACCUCCUUCGAGAUCUCGGGUAUCCUGCCCUUGACAGAUCCCCGCCAAGAAGGUCUCGACCGAGAGGACAACCAGCAAAAGCUCUUAGAGAAACUUGAAAAGUUACUGCUGCCUUCCAAAGAUUGUUUGGACCUCCUGGAAGUGGAAGAUAAAGAGUAUGAGGAGGACUCUGAAGAUGACCGGACAUCUGCAGGGAAAUCCGAAGAGAGUAAAGAGGAGGACACUCAAGAGGAACCAGGGUCAGACACCAUCAUAAAACGGAGAGAGAAAGGGGAAGGCAACGUAGAGACGGAGGUUCAGGAGGAAGAAGCACUACAGGGAGACACCAAUAUAACCUGGGAAGAGAACAGAGAAACAGACAGCCUGGAGGCAGAAGAACCAGGGGUGAACACUAAAAUAGACCACGCAGACCAGCUUCUGACAAUGGAGGCGGAGAGUGAAGAAGAAGAGAAGGAGAACGAGGACAGGAAUGAGGCCACUAAGGAGCGCAGGGAGACCAGGAUCAUGAUUGGAGAGGAAGUCGGCGACGAGUGGAAGAUAACCAUGAAGACCAGGACGGAGACAAGGACCGAAGCUGCCCAGACAAACCAAGACGAGCCCCAACAAAUGGACCAGAGCUGAAGGUUGUUCCGGAUCUUUCGAAGAGCCAAAAUCCAGUUGACCGACGGGACUGCCAGGAUGGACGAAUGGAAAGUCUCCAAGCGUCGGACAUUGAUGCAACGUUCUCAAUUGAUGUUCUAAACUUGUGAGAAAUGUGUGAAGUCAUCAUGACUAUGACGUGUUGAAGCACACGAACAAACCUUCCAGGCUAACUCUUAGCAUCUAGCUUCCAAAUUAGGGUAGGUUUGCUAAAGGCCCACGCAUUCAAGAACAGCUGGCCAAUCAAUGCUCCAUGUAAAUGUUAACGAGACUUUGUUAGCAUGGACUUGUUGCUACGUGCUAACACUAAUUGCAGCAAGAUGAGCGACGAGCUCCUCAAUUUCAAACAUGACGUCAUCCUUUCUCCUAUUUGGAUGGUGUCACUACCUGUCCUGUUGGUUUCCUGCCAAUCACCUGACAUUGUCGUCGUGGGCCACAUGUUUAUGGUGGGCGGGGCCAAUACGACACUUGAAUGAUGCUAAUGCCAUUUCCUGUUUUUCCACUAUAAAGUCUUUUUAUGAUCAAUAAUC
Molecule: messenger RNA, 6240 nt
Organism: Hippocampus zosterae (dwarf seahorse)
Lineage: Eukaryota; Metazoa; Chordata; Actinopteri; Syngnathiformes; Syngnathidae
Gene: pogzb
Product: pogo transposable element derived with ZNF domain b
Exons: 17
Coding region: 506-5692 (1728 amino acids)
Molecular function (GO): nucleic acid binding
Source: RefSeq, a predicted model, not a curated record